AUGACGGAACAGGAAGAAAAACUAAGCAGCGGAAGAAAAGCGACAGCAAGAAGGGGCCACUUCACCGGCAAACAACAGCCCGUCGACAACGAGAGCGUCGAAAACGUUCGAAGGGAACGACUGCAUUUACUGACGAUUCCACUGUUUAGUGAGGAGGAAGAGAUCAGCGAAGAGUACGACGAUUGGGAUGGCAAUAUCCACACAUACACCUCGGGUAGUCGGCAUGAACACAACCGGAAUCGUACAAACAGCGCUGAUGCCGGUCAUAUUUUCAGACCGGCAGAUAAAGGAACGAAUACAUCGAAAUACACUCCUCGACCAGAAAGAAAGACACGAUCACAGAGCUUCUCCGAACGACCAUCACGACGGUACUCGAUUCAUGGAACAGUCAAAGAGCAUGCGAUGUUGAGCAAGAGGAAUUCGAUGGGCUCGGCGACAACGAACAACACGAACAGCUCCACUCCAUCCCUCACCAACGGUAAACACGAUCAGGAAAUCUACAAAGCCGUCAAUGAAUACUACGACCGUCAUGCGAACAGUUUUGUGAAUGGUAAGAAUGUUCUGGAUCAGAAAUUCUAA
Molecule: messenger RNA, 579 nt
Organism: Cooperia oncophora
Lineage: Eukaryota; Metazoa; Nematoda; Chromadorea; Rhabditida; Trichostrongylidae
Source: the annotation of a GenBank genome assembly